Messenger RNA from Lactuca sativa (garden lettuce), 1300 nucleotides. Its product is annotated as protein LAZY 1. Gene Ontology annotation, biological process: regulation of auxin polar transport; gravitropism. The record is from RefSeq and is a predicted model, not a curated record. Lineage: Eukaryota; Viridiplantae; Streptophyta; Magnoliopsida; Asterales; Asteraceae.
AUUUUCUCUAUGUUCAUUUCCACCUGUCACCAAGUCGCACUGCAACAUCAUAACAGAAUAAAUACCUUUUUUUUUCUUUUCUUUUUUAAUUAUCGUUCUCCAAAUCACAAAACUGAUUAAGAAACUACGUUCUCUAAAACAGGGACUGAAAAUGAAGCUACUAGAUUGGAUGCAGCACAAGUUUCACCAAACCAGCAAUGAGCACCUAAUAACAGAAUUUGCUCCAAGAAACUCAUGUGCAUCUCUUACGGAUUUACAAUACUAUCCUAAAUCACAGUACUGUUAUCCCAAGGCUCAAAGCAAUAAACAAAGAGAGAAGCAUUUUCGUAAAUCAUUUGCAUGCAUAGAGAGUGCUAGAUCAGAUAAAGAUCAGAAUGAACAGGAACCAUCUGAUGAAGUACUCUUCCAUGGAUUCCUGGCAAUUGGGACUCUUGCUAUUACUGAACCAGAAACGCCAACAUUCGCCACCUCUGUUGAGAAUAUUACAUGGAAAGAAACUGAAGCAACUGAGAAUGAACUGAAUGUUAUCAAUGGUGAGUUAGAAAAGGUGCUAAGAAGUGAAGGAAAGGAAGAAGGAGGCGAAAAGAAGGAAGAUGGAGCAGUUGUUUGUCCACUACAGACGUAUCUGUUUGGUUCUGUGGUUGGAUUGCCUGAAACAACUACGAGAAAGAAAGAACAUAGAGCAUCACUUGGAGAGCUCUUUCAGAGAACUAAAAUGGAGGAAAAAGAAACUGUUGGAACUAAAAACAAUGAUGGAGAAAAGAGAAAGGAGAAAUCUGCUGUCCAUUUGAUGAAAAAGAUACUAAAAGGAAGAACCCUGUAUCCUGGUUCAGCUGAUAAAAAACCAAGCAAGCUCCAACGUAUGUUCCAUAGGAAAGUUCACCCUGAAAAUGGUGCACCUAAAUCUGACGAUCUCUCAUUAUUUCCUCUGGUGGAUACUUCUAAAAAAGGUGAAAAUUUUUGUACCAGUGAUUCAGAUGGGAACAGGGAAUGCUGGAUCAAAUCAGACACAGAGUACCUGGUGCUUGAAGUAAAAGGGAAAAAAGAUGGCAAGUGAUGUAGCACUAUGUUGAAUUGGGGCUGGAAGAAGUAUGUUAUAUAUGCAACGUCUACAUUAAUUGCAUGAAUUCCUAUAAUAAUUUUCGAGUGUUAUGUCGGUUGAAGAGAAUAAAAGGGCACCUUCACCUUGUGAUUGGAUGCAUGAGCGUGCCUAAAACUUAAUCUUUGUAUCCCUUCAGACAUUUGUGUAUUAGUGAUCAUAUACCUGCAUUUUGGCAAUAUUUAUUCAGUUUGAAUGAAA